Molecule: messenger RNA, 1609 nt
Organism: Carassius auratus (goldfish)
Lineage: Eukaryota; Metazoa; Chordata; Actinopteri; Cypriniformes; Cyprinidae
Gene: c8h22orf15
Product: chromosome 8 C22orf15 homolog
Exons: 5
Coding region: 1003-1446 (147 amino acids)
Source: RefSeq, a predicted model, not a curated record
CAUCCGGGUGUAAAAUGUGCUCAAAUUGAUUUGAUUUUGAUGCAAUAUUAAUUAACACAGAAGCUCGCAGGCGGAUAUGGUAAGUAGCAUGACAUUUCCCGAUCAGGUGCAGAGUGGAGCCAAUCACAGCACACACUGUCCCAGCUAACCAAUCACAGCUCAUUUCGUAUUUCAGAAGGCAGGCCUUCAUUUGAUACAGGAUUAUUUGAGCCGUUCAUGCCAGACUGGGGAGAGAGGUGUUGUAAUAAUGUAAAACAUGUGGAAAAUAAUGUGUUUAUCAAACAACCUAGUAUGUGAGCCUGUUCUAGCACACCCCCAAAACAAAAUCAAGACUUUGUAAAAGAGCAUAAUAGGACCCCUUUAAAUGAAUUAAGUGUGCUAACCUCUUAGUCCUUUCUUUAUUAGGGCACAGCUUUUAUUCUAUAACUGGGAUGGACUUGUGCUAUUCUCUUACUGUUGCGUUUAAAGUCAUAGGGAAAAGACUAUAGAUCUGUUCCCCACUCAACUAGACAUGUCCUGGAUAAGUACUUCAAAGUAUCAAAGAACCUGUCUGUCUGUGUACUAACUCCAUGGAGACAAAUCAGACUGGUCUGCUUCAUAAAAAAAGAGUCCCUUCUCUCUUCUCUUUUCAGUGGGGUUACAGAGAGAGAGGGCCAAAAAAACAACAGUGAGUAGUGAGUGAAAAAUGUAGCAGGGUAAUACUGUGCUGUUUAUAUAAUGCAGAUUCCAGGCGAUGAGGGGAGUUCCUCUAUAGUUCAGUGGUGGCCCAGCAGGAUAAUAUUCUGAUUACAAUGAUCUAGAUCUAGUCUGCCAAUUACAUUCAGUGCUGCAGAACUCCACAGCAUUCCUCAUAAACCAGGGCUUUGUCUCUAGGUAUGGCUGUCGUCAACAACAUUUAACUGGCUUUUAUUUUCCUACUGUGUGAACAGACACAUUCAUUUCUGCAGGCUGCUGGAACAGUAAGCAGUUUAGCAGUUGAAAACAUCACAUCUUAAAACUGAGAUGUUCAUCACUGUGAUAUUUGGUGAGGGAAGAGAGGAGAUACUGAACCUAAACUGCAAGGUUAUAAACUUCAUCCACUGUAUAAAAGAAAAAUGCAAUCUGGAUCCCCAAGAGACUGUGGACUUGAUGGACAGGACGGGAGAGCUGGUGAACUUGUCCGAGAGAGCGCAGAGCACAGACCUCAUCAGCAGUUUGCUGAAGGAGAGAGAGAGCUAUAUUCCAUUACGUGUAUCACGAGGUGAAGGCAGUGAAGUUCCAAUGUAUACGGCAGUGAAUGACUUUGGGACAAGUUACCCUGAGCUAGCAGAGAUUCUAAGAAAGCUGUCAAAUCCUUCAAAGGAGAGGGACAAAAGGGGUGGGGCAUCUAAAAGGGGAGGAGUCAGCCAACACCGCAUCAAAGCUGCUAUCAACUUUAAGAAAGCCAUCACAACACCUCGAAGCUGAAAAGACUCUCUUACUAUUCCCUUGUGUUCUUUAACAAUGUUAUAAAUAUUUUAUUUAUAGGUUUUAUCAUAUACAUAAAUGUGGAGAAUAUUUUUUGUCUGUGUAUCUACACAACCAUUUGUUUGGAGGUCAGUAUGAUUAAAAAAAAAUAAAAUGAAUAAUU